UUUUUUUUUACUAAUUCCAAUUCAAUACAUUUCUCUUCAAUUCAACUUCCUGUGGGGUGUGGCCAAAUUCAAUUUUGCAAAUACACACUUUUCUACUCAAUCACCCACAACAUCUCCAUCCACCCAAACACGGUCUGUUUCUCUCAGUCCCUCCACAUAUACAGCAGAUAGUGAUUACCUUCGGAUAGGACAGCAGAGUGCUGAGCACUUGCGUUCUCUGCAGCAUUCAACACCCUGAUGUCCAGCAGAGGACAACAAAAUGACCGGCUCGGGGGGAGGAGUACGAUAAAACAGACAAAAAUCCUCAAGAGUUUGAAAUGCUCUCAAAAUAGCUCACCUUUUCUCCUUGCGCCAGACAAACCCCAUUUGGAUUGAUAAAAAUUAACUAUUUGUAAAAAUGACUUUGUUAGGCUUCUAUGGAACACAAUGACAGCAAAGAACGGAUAAUACAAGGUUAGAGAAUAAUUUGGUCGUAAUUAUCGAACGUUUUAUAUCUUCGUCUCCUUUUAGAGAGCUAGACGCUAAGUUGCGUCUGGGUCUUUAGGUGGGGGAAAGCGAAACGUUCCAGUUUGGGGGUUAAAGGACGGGAGGAGGCGUGUGAGAAAGCGUACUAUAAUAACUAUGUUGAUUGCAUAGUGAUACGGCACCGGCGCGUGUACAGGCGCUUUUAAAAUAUCCCUGCAACCUUCCACAACGGCAAGUUUAGCAUUCAACACGUGUCGCGUGAGUGAUGAAGAGAGAGAGAGAGGUUGCUAGGUGACGGGGCGUAUAUACUGAAUUUUAACAAAAUAACUGGAGAGAGAGACUGAGUGAGUGAGAAAGAUACGGGAGGGGGGAGGGUGGGAGAGAGCUAGUCAGCAACAUGUAGGCAGGCUGAGUAAAGAGAGGUCGAGACUGUGUACGUACAAUUUCUUUUUUCCGUUUUACCUCAGAGAAACAUACCAGGUGGAAACGUCGUGAAAAUGGGCAGCUGUGGAAUGGAUAUACAAGUGACGAAGUGCCGCAGGGAGAACAGAGUGUCUGGAUCCUGAAAACAGUCUCGUUCCCGCAUAAAGCGCUACCCACCCAAGUGACUCCCUGCCCGUGUUAUGGCGGCGAGGCCCGCCCUUUCAUUUCUAUUGGCUGUGCUGGCGUGCACUGGGCCGGCCCAGCCCUCCCCCCCACUGCUGCUCCGCCCCCGGGAGAGAGAGAGGGACUCAGGAGGGGCUUCGGGCGGAGUCAACAUCGCUGUGGUUCACUCUGGCUCCUCCCACCUCCCGGAAACGAGCGCUGGGGUGGGGGGUGUGGGCGGUGCCUCUUCAGCGGGCUCCGGCUCCGGUGCCGGGCCAAGCAGCAGCAGCAGCAGCAAUUCGGGGACGGGUUUUCUAAGUCGGGCCUGGUCAGGACAGGUGGGUGAAAGUGUGAUGACGCCGUGGGGUCCCGCGAACGUGAUCUGGCUGGCCGUGAACGAGAGCAGUCCUGGGAGCCUCUUGCUACAGUUAUGCGAGUUACUGGCUACCACACCGCUACAAGGCCUUGUGUUUGAGGAAGAGAAGCCACCACCGCCCAACCGGGCACCGUUAGCACCUAUGCUGGAAUUUGUCUCGGCUCAGACAGGAGUGCCUGUCAUUGCUGUGGGAGGAGGGGCUGGUCUGGGGAGGGAGCCACAGGAGAGCGGCUCCGUCUACUUGCAGUUCUUGUGCUCCACUGGCCUGCAACUGGAGGUCAUUUUUGAAGUCCUGGAGGAGUUUGAUUGGACAGCGUUCUCUGUGGUUACCACACGCCACCAUGGCUAUGAGGAUUUCCUGGCCAUGGUGGAAGGCAUGAUAGAUGGCUCCUUCAUCGGUUGGGAGAGAAAGAGUGUGGUGAUGCUCAACCUGACCGAUGACCCGGGAGGGGCUCGUACCCGCAGGCUACUGAAGGAGAAUGAAGCACAGGUACGACUCCUGUAUUGCUCACAGGAAGAGGCGGAGCACAUUUUUAAGGCUGCAUGGGCAUCAGGGCAGGCUACUCCCUCACAUAUGUGGUUUGCGGUGGGCCCGGCUCUGUCAGGACUUGGUCUUGAGGGUCUACCCAAGGCUCUGUUCGCUGUGAGGCCACAGGGAUGGAGGGACGAGCCACGACGGCGAAUUGCAAAGGGUGUGUCCGUACUGACGCACGGUGCUAUGGCUUUGCGUAGGGAGUAUGCUGGGGCUCGAGGGACGAGCUUCGCAGGGAACUGCAUGAUGGAUGGAAAUCAAACCCAGAGGGUGCCAGAUAGGAUCAGGUUCUUCAGUAACAUAACUCUAUCUGGACGGGACUAUUCCUUUAAUAAUGACGGUUAUCUGGCAAAUCCGCUCCUGGAUGUUAUCUCCUACACUGCAGGAAGAGGCUGGGAGGAGGUAGGUUGGUGGGAGAAUGGAGUGUUGCGUCUGCGUUACCCGCCCUGGUCCCGGUACGGCCCCUUCCUCAAACCUCUUGAUGAUUCCCAGCACUUGCGAGUGGUUACUUUGGAGGAGAGACCAUUCGUCAUCGUAGAGCCUGCUGAUCCUGGAACAGGCUCCUGCAUCAGAGACUCUGUUCCAUGCCGUCUGCCACUCAACACCAGCAUGGUUGUUGAGGGCAUUCAAUCCAUGAAGCACUGCUGCAAAGGCUUCUGUAUUGAUGUUCUCAAGCGCCUGGCUAAAAUAGUGGGCUUCACCUAUGACCUCUAUCUGGUGACCAAUGGCAGGCAUGGAAAGAACAUAGAUGGAGAGUGGAAUGGAAUGGUCGGGGAGGUGGUGUCCAAGCGGGCCGACAUGGCGAUCGGCUCCCUGACUAUUAAUGAGGAGAGGUCAGAGGUUGUGGAGUUCUCUGUUCCAUUUGUGGAGACUGGCAUCAGUGUCAUGGUCUCUCGUAGCAACGGCACUGUGUCACCAUCUGCUUUCCUCGAGCCGUACAGCCCAGCUGUGUGGGUGAUGAUGUUCGUCAUGUGCCUGUCUGUGGUGGCUGUGACCGUUUUCAUAUUCGAGUUCUUCAGCCCUGUUGGAUAUAACCGAAGCUUACAGAGUGGGAAGAAGGCAGGAGGUUCAAAGUUCACCAUAGGGAAGUCUAUUUGGCUGCUAUGGGCUCUGGUUUUUAAUAACUCAGUUCCGGUGGAAAACCCAAGAGGCACCACCAGUAAGAUAAUGGUGCUGGUCUGGGCUUUCUUUGCUGUCAUCUUCCUAGCCAGCUACACUGCUAACCUGGCUGCUUUCAUGAUCCAAGAAGAAUACAUCGACACUGUGUCAGGCCUCAGUGAUAAGAAGUUUCAACAUCCCACAGAGCAGUAUCCUCCCUUACGAUUCGGCACUGUCCCAAACGGGAGUACAGAGGAGAAUAUACGGAGCAAUUACCCCAGCAUGCAUCAGUACAUGGUGCGUAACAAUCAGAGAGGAGUGGAAGAGGCCAUCGACAACCUUAAAACCGGCAAACUGGAUGCAUUCAUAUAUGAUGCGGCUGUCCUGAACUACAUGGCCCGUAAAGACGAGGGCUGCAAAGUAAUGACCAUCGGCUCUGGCAAAGUGUUCGCUACAACAGGAUAUGGCAUUGCCUUACACAAGAACUCCCGCUGGAAGCGGCCACUAGACCUUGCCCUGCUGCAGCUAGUUGGAGAUGAUGAGAUUGACAUGCUUGAACGACUCUGGUUGUCUGGGAUCUGCCAUAAUGAUAAAAUUGAGGUGAUGAGUUCCAAACUGGACAUAGACAACAUGGCAGGAGUCUUCUAUAUGCUUCUGGUUGCCAUGGGCCUAAGUCUGCUGGUGUUUGCGUGGGAGCAUCUUGUCUAUUGGAAGCUUCGCCACUGUUUGGGCCGCUCAGGAGGACUUGACUUCCUGCUGGCUUUCAGUCGGGGAAUGUACAGCUGCUGCAAUUUUGAGGAUGAAACAGCUCCUGGAGGUUCCCAAAGCACUCUCCCUCAAUAUCAUCAUGUUUCCACAGUUCCCCCUCCUCCGCCGCCUCAUGUGAUCUCUACAGCCGUGGCCAAUCCCCCUAUCACUAAGGCACAACAACAACAGCAGCAACAACAACAAAAGCAACACCACCAGCAGCCACCGGUAUACAAUGCUCUUCUUCCUGGCUCCCCUCCAUCAGGUGGACAUUCUGGAAUGGCUCUAGGGCCAUCGAACAGUCCCAUUCUUGGAGCACCCAUGCCUUGCUCUACUUUCCUACCACGCCAUGAUCGCCGAUUAGCUGUGGUGGAUCGGUGGACUCGUCCAAAGGUGGGUCCUGAGAAGCCUGGUGGUAUGAGCAGUGGGAUUACAGACUUAACACAAUUCCAAGGCAUGCCCUCUCACUGGGGUGCAGGAAUAACUGGAGGGGAGGGGGGUCUGGAUGAAUACAAGAGAUACUAUGGGCCAAUUGAUCCAGAGGGCUUAGGGGUCUCUGCAGAGCCUCAAAACAUAGGCACUCAAACUCCAAAAUCUAAGCAUCGAGGAACAAAAUCCUCUGGAAAUCCACGGUUACCUCCUAAAGGUCAAGCUUCUGGACACAUACCAAUUAACCCUGCUUUGCCACAUCUCUCUCCACCCCAUCAAUCUAUCUGGAGGAGAAGCAGCUUCUCAAAAAGGAAGGGCUCAGGGGGGCCACUGUACGAAAACAUCCUUCCACUAGGAAGAAGAGGUGGGGGCAGAUAUGGAAUAAGGGAUGGUGGUGGAAGAAGAGGACGUCGUCCUCCUCCCCUUCCUCUGCCUAUACCUGUGCCCCUUUCUUCCCCAACACAAACUCCACCCUCACCUUCUCCAUCUAUAUGCUACACAUCCACUUCUACCAGCAGCUCCAGUACCUCCAGUUCAUCCUCUUCUUCAGAAUCAGUCUCCCGAUCCAAUUCUCCCUCCUCUUCAUCAUCGUACACAUCAUCACAAAGCUUCAGAUACCGGACAGAUGUGCAAGACGUGUAUGAGGACUAUGACACUGAUGAGCUUACAGAGGAAUCAAGCUUGCUUUUGGGGAGGAGAAAAAGUCGUUCACGUAUGUCUUCUCGAUCCCUGCCCAGCAGUCCACCGCCACCACCUAUACCACCCCGCAAACCUUGCGCACAGAGGGCACAGGUGAGAGACAGAGCAGGCAGUCAGCUUGCACAGCUUCAAGAGUGGUGGGCGUCAUGGGGAGAGAAAGAAAAAGGUAGAAGAGCAGCUGGAGAUAGAGAAGUUAAGGAGGAGAAACGGCAUCACAAAGAAAGGGAAAGAGAGAGAAAGAGGAGGAAGAAGGGUAGAAAGAAAAAGAAGAGAGAAGAGCGUGAAAGAGAAAGGGAGCGUAAAAGACGUAAGGUGAAAAAGAAAAAGAAAAAAGAGGAGAAAUCCAGAAGAAGGGAGAGGGAAAAGCGACCUGAACAAGAGGAAGUAGAUUUGGACAGGAAAGAUGUGUUCGAAAAAGGAAUAGGACAGGAAUAUUAUUCCUAUCCUGCACUGAGACGGAGCUCAUUCCGAAAAAAAAGUGAAAGCUCUACCAGGAGUUAUGAGUGGGAUGUUAUCAGAGAUGGAGUGAAGAGAGAUAGAGAUGAUCAAGGAGGAGAUAAUGAAGAACCCAGUAGGGGAAAGGAAAGGCAUCACAGAAGCCCAAAAUCACUUCGCAACUCCAGGCCAAGGUCCAACAACAAACAUUUUUCCACCUCAAACAAACCUUCUUCAACCGUCAAAUUUUGGGGUAGUGGGAACCCAACUUCAGAUUCUCCAUCGUCUUUUGUACCCCUACUUCCUAUCGCCUCUAAAAGACGAAAGUCUGUAGGAGCUGAAAGAGAUGAGCAUGGAAGAGGUGUAGAGAGUCGGCCCUUGUUGGGAAAUCACUGUAGAGGUAAGCCUUGCUCGAGAGAAGGCCUGUCUUUUCAGGAAUGGGAAUCCGAGGAAGAAGAUGAAGAGUCUGAAGUGGAAAGAAGUAGGCCAGAAGAACAGGGGAGACGGCGAGAAAGUAGAGGAAUGAACUCCGAGUCUGAAAGGGACAGAGAAAAAACUGUUGAGAUAUACACAGAUGAUGAAGGUUCCUCAGGAGAGUUUGGUAAGUUUGAGAGAUACUGGGAGGGUCACGAAGGUAGGGCAGUUGGAGGCAUUGGAGGAGGAGGAUGGUUCUUUGGCACGUACCCAGCCAGAGAAAGAGGAAACAGUAUAAACAGUAGAGAUGACUCCUUUUUGGGAUUGGGUGGUGGAGAAAGUAGCUUGGGGUUCGGUGCAGGAGCAGGAUGGAGUUCAGGAGGUUUAGGAUCAAACCAGUGGCCUCCAACUCCAUUGACUCCCCCACCUCCUCGAAGAUACUGGUCUGUAGAUAAAUUACCAGUCAAAACUGAAAAGAAAUCUAAAAGCAGGUCUCAAGAGAAGAGUCGAGGCCACACAUCCUGUUCCUGCCAGUCACCCCAUCACUCUGCCAGCACUCACUCCAAAUGGAAUCGGGUGACUUCUAGGAGCCAGGAGGAACUACUCCCCCACUGCCACAGUUUCAGCAGCAGCGUAAGGCCCAAACGCCAGUCAUCUAAACCAGAUCGGGCUCAGAGCCAGGCAAAAUCUGGAAGCCAAUCCAACCUCAAUGCACAAAGACCACAGCGCUCAGACCGGUCCCGACAACCGCCAUCCCCUCCUCAGAGUCUACCACCUUCUUUACCCUCUCCAAUGGUCCCUGCACUCCCAGCACCACCCUCUUCCUCUCACCAUAUACAUGUACCACCACCUACCUCCUCUUCCUCAGUGUCCUCCCCUUCAGUUGUCUCAUCUACACCUGGUGCCCCACAGCCCUCCUCUUUGUCCUCCUCUAGUGCUAAACUCCAAUACCAGAAACUGCGGUCAGUUCCCCAACCCCAAAGGUAUCAAUCCCCACAUCUUCCCCUCAAAACCAAGAGCCUAUGCUCCCGUCGAGGCUCUGCCCAAUUCUCUAGUGUGGAGAGUGAGGUUUGAGCAACAUAAUGAAAUGAGGAACAUCAGCAAGUAGCCCCAGGGGCGAUCAAGUCACCUGCUCAUGCCACAAACUGUUAACUGUUCAUAGCAGUCGAGUUGGGUUGUUUUUGCUGGCACCCUCCUCUUGCACAAAAGCUCUAAUGCUCCUUAGAGACAAACCUGGAUUGGGAUGUCACAUAAUUUGUAGCCCUUUCUCUUUUCUUGUGUAAGAAUGGAAUACUGCCAUGCUGACAAAUCUUGUCGAUGUUAGCGAGGCUGUUCAUAUGGAAUUGGCUUUGCUUCUCUUACUUGGGGGCUUUAAGGUGGAGUGUCGAUAAUGUGGGUAAAUGUGAUUUUUGUUGGAGUGUUUUGCUGCUCGAUGGCUCAGGAAAGAUUUUUUCAAAGGGAGAUUCUGAGGUCAAAUACAAUGCCCUAAUGCCCCGCACCCAUCUUUUUUUCUCUCUCUCUCUCUCUCUCUCUCUCUCUCAUGCUAUCAGAGCUCUGAAUCAUGAUAUAGUUGUUGUGUGUAUUUGUUCAAAAUAUCUCAAGGGAAGCAUUCUCAAAGAAAAGUAGCAAUCCAUUUUUCUCCUCUCAGAGCAUUUUCCUUGACCUCCACCUUCCGCAAAAUGACAUCUAGCACUCUGUGUUGUCGUCAGUGUUUAUAUUUCUAGAAACAGGGUAAGUUAGCCAUGACUGAUCACAUAUUGGUUUACUGAAGCUGAAUGCCAAACUUAAGUGGAGCUGAUGUACAGUCCUGUUCUGUUGAAACCAUUUCACAGGUCCUCAUGUUUCAUUCUUGUCCCUUGAGCAAUACAUAAUUAACAACGAACAACAUUCAAUACAUAUAUUUUAUAUUUUAAAGUUAUUUUAUUAUAUAUAAUAUAUAUGUUUUGUGAUCUGGUUCAAAACAGUUAUGUUAAAUUAUUAAAAGAAUACAAGCACUGUGCUGUAUUACCGUUGGGCACAUGCAAUGUUUCAACUACCUAUAAUCGGUGGCAGCCCUUCCCCUCUCGACUGAAUGUACAUGUUGCCAUGACAACACAGUGUGCUGCAACCAAGACACUUUUAAGAUCGUAGCUUUCUCGGGGGAGACCUUCUCGUCUGAGCCAGUUAGGGUAGCUUUGAACGCAGAUGUUGUGAGUGCCAGGAUGACAGGGCUAGCUAUACUGCAGCACUGUACUCGCUAACCGAGAUGUCAGUGAUGAAAGACACGUCAUCAUUCAGAGAGCGAUAAGUGAAGGAGAGCACUGUUUACAGUUUAACACUGUGUUUUUACACAUUUUUUUACAAGCUGCUCUGCUCUGCCAUUUAUUAGCUUAUGACACAAUAUCCAUACUUGCUUAAGCUUUACAAUUAGCAGCAAGGAUAAACUUGUCAAAUGAGAGCAAAAUAGAGUUGCAAUUUUAUGCUUUUACUAGACAUAUCUGUUAAAAAAAAAAAAAAAAAAAAAAAAAAAAAAGCCAGAUCAAGUAUUCUGUUAAUUGUGAGGAAAAGACUGAUUAGCAAACCAGUCAGGUAGAUCUUUUGUUUAUUUUUGCUUUUACCAUUAGCCAAAAGCUAGCAUUUUUGAAGUGAUCGCUAUAAUUGACUGUGAAUAUUGCUAAGGGCAAUGCGUGUUGGCAGCAGGUCUGAGUCAACUAUGUUUUAUUUUAUUUACUCAGAUUAAUUUUCCUCAGAUUAAUGGUCAAUUUUGUAAUUAUAUUGCCUUGACAAAGCCAGCAUACUGUAUUGAACAAAUUUUAUUUUGGGUUUUUCAAAAUCCCAACAUUUUUCUGAACAAAUCAGAUGAUGUUCAGGCUACAACAACCCCAUCCAAUAAGUGUGUGUGCCACUCAAACCAGCAACAGAUAAAGGAGAAAACUAUCAUCUAAAUCAGACUGUACUUUGCUGUUUAGUGAUCAGUAUCACACUGAUGUGUCCGAGAUGAAUAUAUGCAGGUUAUAAAAUGUUUUAGGUUUCUUCUCAUCAUGUAAGCACAUGUUACAUGUUAUCACUUUGAGAAAAUCAUUGAAAAAAAAAAGAGAGAGAAUAAAAAAUAUUUACAGGUGACUGUACUAUAUACCAAACAUAAUGCUGAAAAUAAUGCUGUAUGAAUCAUUUAUGUUAAGUAUGGACUAAAAAAAAUCUACAGAGAGAUUUGGAAAUUUGAGUCUGGAAAAGUAAGAAAUUUUGAAAUUGAAAGAUCUUAAAUGAUUCAAACUCAAGGAUUUUUAAACUUUCAGACAUGGCUUUGUCAAGCCAGCAGCAAAGGUUGACUAUUUUAAGUUCGAUUUGAAAUAUUGUAUGUUGUUAUUUAUAUAUGUAUGUAUGUAUGUAUACAUUUAUUUAAUUGCAUAUUUGACACAGAACCAUGCACAGACCAACAGGCUAAUUGUUUUUUUGUGAGUGCUUGUAACUGCAUCUGAGCCAUAUUUAGCUUAUUUGUUGUAUGCUGAGCUUUUUUACAAGUAGUACUAAUUAAUUGGGAUAUAUUUUGUUGUCAGUGGGGUAAACCGUAAUGUCAAGAGACUAUGGAGUACUAGAAACAAUGGGUGAUGAUUAUUUUACAUUUUUUAAACAACAAAUGACAUUUGUUUGGAGAAAUCUGAAGGGCAGUAAAAAAUCUUGUCAAUUCUGACCAGAAUCAUAACACUCUGCCUCACUGUCACGGAUUUCAGAGUAAUUCGGAGUAGUUUGACAUUAACAUUUAGAAUAUUUGGCAGCUUAUGUAUGUAUAUCCUUUUGACUCCAACUUUGUUGUGUAAUAUGUGUCUGGAUUACUUUAUAUAUAGAUGUACCUCAUAUAUGUGUUUGUGACGUUUAGAUAGCAAUAGAGAAAUAGUUGUUCAGCAAAGCAGUAUAGCUGAAGACAAGAGUAUUGUUUUCAAACAUUUCUGUUGGCAGACUUGACAAUUAAGAUGUGUUUCAUGUAUUAGCUGCAAAAAAUAAUUUUCCAUUCCAUUGUGCACAUUAAAUUCACUAGACCGCUUUGAUAAAAUAUUUGAGCUGAAUCAGCAAGGACCUUAAGAUAAUGCCUUUUUUUUUCAAAUGACAAUAAAAUAUCAGGCAUAUUGCACAUGUUUUAGUAGGAACCACCGCCACCAAGAAUCUUAAAAAGGCCUUUCUCUAGACAUGUGUCUUGUUGUGUUGAUAGUGUCUUUGACAGUAAAUGUUUUGUUUGUUUGUUUGUUUGUUUAUUUGUUUAUUACUCUAAGGAGAAGUCUCUUUUUGAAGCAGCAGCAUAUAAAUAUAUACAUAUAGGUAUAAAUUAUAUAUUUCAACAAAUAACAUGCAUAUAAAUAUAUAAUGUUUAUCUACUAAAUUUAUUCUCUUUGAAUUGAUCUUCUUUUGUCUCUUUGUCCUCUUUCGUCUCACAAUAGCUGACAUCAGAGACCAGUUUUCAACUGUGUUUUUAUGAAUAACAUGGCCGACCAUCGACCACAUUGAAUUUAUGUUGCAAAUAACCAACGGUGUGUAUGUGUCACUGUGGUGAAAGUUUUGGGACGAGGUGAUGAAACUUUUGAGAACAACUUUAGGCUACACACUACGAUCACUAUGAGCGUCCAUCUUGGCGUAGUAGGUCUUAGCAGAUAGAUUUGACCUUGCUACGUCAAAAGUUUUGCAGUCUCCACGUCACACAGUUCUGGCUUUGAAAGCGGUAUGUGUGCGCGCUCUGUCUGUGCCAAGCUGCAGUGUGUUAUGCUGAAAACUCAUUCAAACACAUGCGAUGCUGCUCUGUAAUACUUUAUGAUAAUGUAGCUGAGCAGAGCCAGUUAUGUUUUAUGCCACUCUGUGCCAGGACGGUAGUGCCCCCCGGUACCACUGUGUUAGGUUCUUGUGCCAUACUCCUCUCAGUAGGGGAGCCUCACAGGGGGGCCACUCGCUGGGCCGCUCGACCAUGGGAGACUAUACUAUGCUGUGCUACGAGCAGAACAGAAUAAAAGACUUUUAAUACAA
Megalobrama amblycephala (Wuchang bream) is the source of this 10769-nucleotide messenger RNA. RefSeq names its product glutamate receptor, ionotropic, N-methyl D-aspartate 2D, a (gene grin2da). NCBI's taxonomy places the organism in Eukaryota, Metazoa, Chordata, Actinopteri, Cypriniformes, Xenocyprididae. The transcript is spliced from 14 exons. Gene Ontology annotation, molecular function: transmitter-gated monoatomic ion channel activity involved in regulation of postsynaptic membrane potential; NMDA glutamate receptor activity. Bases 1089 to 6854 code for a protein of 1921 amino acids. Gene Ontology annotation, biological process: monoatomic ion transport; excitatory postsynaptic potential; long-term synaptic potentiation. The record is from RefSeq and is a predicted model, not a curated record. Gene Ontology annotation, cellular component: plasma membrane; postsynaptic membrane; NMDA selective glutamate receptor complex.